AUGCCCGUCUACAAAAUCCACGGUUUCCCCUGGCCUCGCGGCGGCAUCCCCAGUGUUCGCGUCUUCAUCGUACUCGAAAACCUUGACGACGCAGCAGCAGAAUACAUCCAGCAAAAGAAAACAUCCGACCUAAUUCUUGGAGCAAUCCGGAAGAACCACCCAGAUGCCGUGAAACAUCUUCCGAAUUUGCAAUUGAUUGAGCAAUAUGAUCCGUUAGAUAUGACUGAUGCGGCUGUCAGUCAACCGUACGCUUUUGUCGCGGAUAAUGUGACCGUUCUCCCGGAUACAGCGAGGCCGGUUCAGGGUUUGAGUAUGAAUAUAGAUCAGCGGCCUUUGGAUGAUGUGAUUUUGUCUGAUGCGCAUACCGCGCUGGCCGAGAUUCGGGAUGCGAUUGCUCCUGGUCAGAAGAUUGGGUGGUGGAUUGUGUAUAAUGGUGAUCCGGAGAGAUAUUAUCCUGGUAUGGAGGAUGAUUUGAUGGAGGAUGAAGAUGACGAUAUUAACUAUCAGAGCCGUGAGACGGGGCCGUCGUCUGUGGCUACCUCGGCGCCUGUCAAGGUCCCUGAGAUUCCGGCGGAUACUUCGCCAGCUCCUGGUUUGAAGAAGAAAAGAUCAUUCUGGCGACGAAAAUGA
Molecule: messenger RNA, 630 nt
Organism: Talaromyces stipitatus ATCC 10500
Lineage: Eukaryota; Fungi; Ascomycota; Eurotiomycetes; Eurotiales; Trichocomaceae
Exons: 2
Coding region: 1-630 (209 amino acids)
Source: RefSeq, a predicted model, not a curated record